This is a messenger RNA of Megalopta genalis, 693 nucleotides long. NCBI's taxonomy places the organism in Eukaryota, Metazoa, Arthropoda, Insecta, Hymenoptera, Halictidae. The record is from RefSeq and is a predicted model, not a curated record.
AUGGAUUUGCCUUUUAACACCAUCGACUCGCCUAAUUAUGAACUUGUGGUGACUAUACAAUUUUUGAGCAUUGUGAUGACAGGAUAUGGAUACGGUGUUUUUAGCUCUUUUCUUUUGGUAACAAACGAUAUGAUCGUUGAUGCAGCAUACCGAAUGACCUGGUACAGCAUGCAGCCUUCUAUGAGUCGACAAGUACUAUUUUUACUUUUAAGAUCUCAGAAAGGAAUGCAGCUGACUGUCGGAAAAUUUUCAAAGCUUCGUUUAGAGACCUUCACUUGGGUCACCUAUCAAUUACAGACACUGCAAGAAGGAAAUGAUCUUCCACAACUGUUGAAGUAUGCCUGCAGCUACAUUGCAAUUUGCUCAGAGGUAUUCACAUAUUGCUACGCCGGAGAGUACCUCAACAUGAAGAGCGACAUGAUUGUCGACACAGCAUACCAAAUAUCUUGGUACAAUUUGGAGCCCUCUAUGAGUCGACACGUAAUACUCUUACUUUUGAGAUCUCAAAAAGGAUUGCGGCUGACUUUUGGUAAAAUAUCCACCCUUAGUUUGCAAACCUUCUCCGGGGAAGUUGAUGAAGAACCACCGAGCCCCAGGUUCAAUGAAGCACCGCCGCCGUUGCAUCGUGAGAGUGACAAACGCGAGGGUUCGAACAUAAUGGACUUUGAGGAAUCAGUGGCAGCCGGAAUCUAG